Molecule: messenger RNA, 2016 nt
Organism: Mycena citricolor
Lineage: Eukaryota; Fungi; Basidiomycota; Agaricomycetes; Agaricales; Mycenaceae
Source: the annotation of a GenBank genome assembly
GAAUGACGAGUUCGUCAAUGGCCGAUCAGAUGAUGAGGGACAUUGUAGUAGAGUACGGCCAAGCUCGAAUUGGGCUAGAUAACGAAGGAUCGCAUGUCAGAACACUUCAGAACACACCGGAAGCCUGAUACUUCUGGGUACCCAGCGCGAGGCCAUCAGCAUCGCAAAAACCCAUGACCGCGGGUACGCGGAAGAGAAAGAAACGGAGAGGGCCAUCCUGCCAUGACUGUCUUGUGACGGUCACAUUAGACUUCGCACAGCUUUGCAUGUCCCCGCGCCACCAUCGCCCGGAUGAAUUCCGAGUCACCCUGGUUCCUCCCACGCCAUGCAGUCAUACUGAAACCCUAGUCAUCUUGUGAUCCUCUCAUGCUCGAUCGUUCUCACUCUAGUGCGGGAGAUGAGAAGCCGCUGGCGGGUGGAGAUGGUCCAGGAAUGGACUUUGGCGUCGGCCGAAUGUGAGCCGUCGGAUAUCGCCUCCGGAAGUCCGCACGGUGACACGACCCUCCCAUUGUCCCUCCCCAGCCACCGCCUCCCCGCCGUCCGAAUGACACUGGUGACUGGUACCCAUCGUGCAGGCCAUCUGUCCGACGUCAAGCCCUGUACUCGCCUUUAUCACGCACUGAUCUUGAUGCGAGCCAGCCCCGUGGGAUUGGACCAGGGCUGACGUAUACUAUAGAUAGAAGUGCGCUGUCUCGGUCCCCUCCCCACCUCCCUCCUUCUUCUCCCCGGUGCGCUUCAUGUUCCAUGAGCACGGGCGUCGUUGCACUCCCGACGAACGCUUUGCGCGACUUUCAAAAUGUGCGCAUCUCCGAGUAUGUCAGUGCGGCGGGAUUUGUGAUCCUCCUAUUCGACCACAUCCUCACCUUCGAUGAUGAGGUGGAGUACAUCUGGAGCGCCCCGCGGACGCUCGCGCGCACGUUCUUCCUCAUCCAGCGCUACAUGGUUCCCACGUUCCUAUUCGGGCAGAUUCUGACUCAUAAUGGCAUGAUGACCAUCACCAUGUCCUCCAUUGUACGUGCGUUUUUAGCUUGUCUGGCGCGGGCUAACCGCUAUCCCAGGCGUAAGCCCUUCCUUGACACUUCGUUUCAUGUUCGUCCUCCCGACACCCGCAUGUACUGUAGAUGCAAAGCCUGGAUGUCAAUCGCGCUGUACGCCGGCUGGCUGUCCAUCUUUAUAUCCAACUUCCUCGUUCUCAUGCGUUUGUGGACGCUCCUCCCGCGAAACCACCGCCUCAUCCCCUGGACCCUUGUCUUUCUGUUUGCGACCCAGCUGAUCAGCUUCGGGACGACGACGUGGGCUCUGGUCUUGAUGUUGCGUGUCAUGUUCUGGGACUCAAAACUCGAGUUGUGCUCGCUGUAUAGUAAACCGCAGGUGGUCGAGCUGUGGGUUGUCGGUCUGGCCUUCGAGGUCCUUGUCUUUCUGGUCGUGUGCUGGAACGCGCUGUCGCGGCCACGCUCACUCCAAAGCCCGGAAGAAGAUCCGGCAAUGCGCAGGCUUUUGUUUAGAGACGGUUUCUUGUACUUUUCUGUGCGUGACUACCAUGGUUUGCUCCGCAUAGCCAACACAAUCAUCUCGUCCGUCGCCCCGAUAUCGCUCCUCUUCGUCGCUGUCUUCUUCAUCUGGGCGGGCACGUCCGUCACGACCUCGCGGCUCAUCAUCAAUGCCCGCCGCGCAGCCGGCUCUAACGCGCGCCAGCGCACCGAUGAGCUCCAGCGUCUGCCGACGCGCGAGUCCGCUGUCGUCACGCUAUAUAAGGACUCGGGGUGACCGGUUGGCUGGUUGUAAGCCUUGCGCUGACGGCAUGUAGGGUAGUGUAUUGUAACGAUCGUUUUUAUCCCAUUUUGUACUGUAGUGCACACACCCCGAUAUCCUAUACGACACAGCUCAUGAGACCUACUCGCUCUGCAGGAUUAUUUUAUUUGGCUCUGGUAAUUAAUGGAUGUUCUCGCGCGAGUCGGAAAUUUCAGGUCUCAGCCCACGUGUCGAGAUCACCUGUACGCACAGUCUGGGUUCUUC